AAAAAAAAAAAAAGGGGGGGGUUGGAGAGAGAGAGAGAGAGCAAGAGAGCAAGAGAGAGAGAGGUAGAAUAGAGCAAGGGCGAGGGAGUAAGAGCCACACAGAGCGAGAGGGAAAGAGAGAGAGAGAGAGAGAGAGAGGAGCGGAGUUAAUGGAGAGGGCUACAACUGCGCACAAACAGAGAUUUGAUCAGUGAGUUUAACUUGCUGGUGCCGGUCAGUGUGCAGUGAAGCCAUUCACUGCAAACAAGCCCUGCGCCCCGCACCGAGCCUCCACUAACUUGUUGAGCUGGGGCUGAAAACACUGACGUUUUUCUGAGAGGAAGAAGUUCAGGAACUCUGCGUGAGGCUGGAUUCCAUUUUGGACGUUAUUUAUAUGACAACACCUUUGUUGCAUUUGUAAUGUGGGGUGAUCAGAAGCAAGCGCGGAACCUGUGGAUUUAACCCCCCAAAAAGAAACACGGAUUUGGGACUGAUUAUUUCUUAUCUUGUGACUUGUACCGCGUUGCUUCGGCGUGCAUGAACAUUUGCUGAAGAAGAAGAAGAAGAAGAAGAAAAAAAUUAAAAAUUAAAACACAGAGCGGAAAGCGAUGGAAGUAAGUGCGGAUCAGCCACGAUGGAUGAGCCAUCAUCCCGCGGUGUUGAACGAGCAGCAUCCCGGCUCACAUCACCCGGGCCUCAGCCACUCAUACAUGGACCCUUCGCAGUAUCCCCUCGCUGACGAUGUGGAUGUACUCUUUAAUAUCGAUGGACAGGGGAACCACGUCUCUCCAUACUAUGGAAACUCUGUCCGAGCCGUCCAGAGGUACCCUCCUCCUCCACACAGUAGCCAGGUGUGCCGUCCCUCAUUACUGCACGGCUCUCUGCCCUGGCUGGAGGGGAGCAAAGGCAUCGCCCCGCACCACAGCACUUCUCCCUGGAACCUGAGCCCCUUCCCUAAGAACCCCCUGCACCACGGCUCCCCGGCAAGCCUGUCCGUCUACCCCCCGGCCUCCUCCUCCUCCCUGUCCACCGGUCACUCCAGUCCGCACCUCUUCACGUUUCCCCCGACCCCUCCGAAAGACGUAUCCCCGGACCCAGGCAUAUCCACCCCGGGCUCCAGCAGCUCCGGGCGGCAGGAGGAUAAAGAGUGCAUAAAGUACCAGGUGACCCUGGCCGAGAGUAUGAAACUGGAGUCAGCUCACAGCAGGAGCGUGGCAUCAAUCGGAGCAGGGUCAUCCUCUGCCCACCACCCCAUCGCCACAUACCCACCCUAUGUCCCUGAAUACGGCCCAGGCCUCUUCCCACCAAGUAGCCUGAUAGGUGGGUCAUCUUCUAGUUAUGGUUCCAAAACAAGACCAAAAACAAGGUCCUGUUCAGAAGGUAGAGAGUGUGUGAACUGCGGGGCCACGUCGACUCCGCUGUGGAGGCGGGACGGUACGGGUCACUAUCUGUGUAACGCCUGCGGACUCUAUCACAAGAUGAACGGGCAGAAUCGCCCUCUCAUCAAACCCAAGCGGCGGCUGUCCGCAGCCAGGCGGGCAGGGACGUCAUGUGCGAACUGUCAGACGACAACGACGACGCUGUGGCGGAGAAACGCCAACGGGGACCCGGUGUGUAACGCCUGCGGCCUCUACUUUAAACUGCACAAUAUCAACCGACCUCUGACCAUGAAGAAGGAAGGCAUCCAGACCAGGAACAGGAAGAUGUCCAGCAAGUCCAAGAAGAGCAAAAAGUCCCAAGACAACAUGGAAGACUUCUCCAAGAGCCUGAUGGACAAGAGCAGCUCCUUCAGCCCGGCUGCCCUGUCCCGCCACAUGUCGUCCUUCCCUCCCUUCUCGCACUCCAGCCACAUGCUGACCACCCCGACACCCAUGCACCCUUCCUCGAGCCUCCCCUUCGCCCCCCACCACCCUUCCAGUAUGGUCACAGCCAUGGGUUAGACGUCCCCGUGCUGCAGCGCCCCUGAACCCUCGGCCUCGCCACCACCACCGCCACCCACCACCACCACCACCACCAUCAUCACCGCCACCACCGCCCCUCGGUACCUCUGCUGACCUGCUUCCAUAUCCUAAAAGACAAACAGACUGCUCCUCGGCCCGACCUACGCUCCCCCCGUCUCACCACCGAGCGAGCCGCGGUGCGAGAGCGACAGGCUUUCGGCUCCUUUGCCCUCAGUUGUAUCUUAUUUUUAUAAAAAUCAAAGCGUACCUCUGCGAUGUGAAUGCUUUGCAGACUUGACCUGACUGUGGCGCACUGACCUCCAGGGGGGAAAAAAAAGAGUUUGGUUUUUUUUUUUCCUCCGACCCGGGAGAGAAAGAACAUUUUCUCCCCCAAAAGCCGCCGCCACGACCACAUCGAGGCUGUCCUCCCAGCUCAUCACAUGACCCGGAGCUCCAUUUGUGUACAAAAAGCCAUUUUUCCACACACAGACAUUCACAAAAACAGACUUUACCAGAACUUUUUCGACGCCCUCUCCCUUAAAACUUCCAAACCCGCCUCUCUUCACCCUGCACCUGUGUAACAGGAAGACCCCCCCACCCCCCACCCCCUCCCCACCGACCCCACCCCUUUGCUCCCCUUCCUCUUCUUCAUCUUCUGCCGAAGAUGAGGAGAGACAGACGUUGAAUAUAUUUGUACAAAUUGUAUGAAAUACAGUACAUUUAAUGAAGACUUUUUAAUUAAGUAAGAAAAAAAAAAAGGAAAUAUGCCCUUGGGCAGCUAAUGACGAGAAGGGUACGAGUCACAGCAGGUGGAGAGACUUGCCGCCGGAGGAGAAAGGAGAGGACGCCUCCGAGGCCCGGAGGAAAGAGAGGAAAAAAAAAAAGGGGGGGGGAGGAGGUGGGAAGACGAGCGGGAGAGACUUUUGAGAAAGGGCAGGCCUCGGUUUUUUUUUGCCUGCGUGAAUUGUGUUGCAUUAAGUUUGCAGAGAGGCAGCGGCUCUGGCUGCAGGCGUCUCUCUUCUUCUUUUAUUUUAUUUUAUUUUUUUUGUUUUUUGUUUUUUAUUUUUUAUUUUUUUUUUAUUUGGAUGUGCUAUAGGUCUCGGGCAAUUGGUUUGUGUUGACGCGUGCACAUACACACACACACACACACACACACACACACACAGAUACACACAGACACAGACACACACACACACACACGCACACACACAUUUGAUCACCUGAAAGACUUUCUUCCUGCCCACAGAUUAUAUGCAUUGUGAAAAAAGUUCCUGUAUUUGUUAUUUGUAUGUAUAAAUCAGAGUACCAAAAAUACGAAAGAAACAAAGAUGUAGAAUUAUUUCCUUAUGUUAUGCAGACUGAAUGGUUGUAAAAAUUUAAUAAUAAUCACUAGUGUAAAAUAUGACUGCUUUUUUGUUUCGUAAUUUUUUUUUUUCCUCUUUGAAAAUAAUAAACUAGUUUAAUCUCUGUUAACAUGUUA
Messenger RNA from Seriola aureovittata, 3399 nucleotides. RefSeq names its product GATA binding protein 3 (gene gata3). Gene Ontology annotation, biological process: negative regulation of transcription by RNA polymerase II; cell fate commitment; positive regulation of transcription by RNA polymerase II. The record is from RefSeq and is a predicted model, not a curated record. Gene Ontology annotation, cellular component: nucleus. The transcript has 6 exons. The coding region runs from base 588 to 1919 and encodes 443 amino acids. Gene Ontology annotation, molecular function: zinc ion binding; RNA polymerase II cis-regulatory region sequence-specific DNA binding; DNA-binding transcription factor activity, RNA polymerase II-specific. NCBI's taxonomy places the organism in Eukaryota, Metazoa, Chordata, Actinopteri, Carangiformes, Carangidae.